CCGCUAAGAUGGCGGCGUGGGAGCUAGUGAAGGUUGCUGCUCGUCCCGUGGAGGUUCUCACCUGACACCGGAGGCGCCUCGGUGUGAGGGGUUCGCCAACAUGGACCUGCACACGGCCGUGUACAACGCGGCGCACGACGGCAAGCUGCAGCUGCUGCAGAAGCUGCUGGGCGGCCGCGGGCGCGAGGAGCUGGACGAGCUGCUGGGCGAGGUGCCGGGCGGGGGCACGCCGCUGCUGAUCGCCGCGCGCCGCGGCCACCUGGACGUGGUGGAGUUCCUGGUGGACCGCUGCGGCGCCAGCGUGGAGGCGGGCGGCUCGGUGCACUUCGACGGCGAGACCAUCGAGGGCGCUCCGCCGCUGUGGGCCGCGUCGGCCGCCGGGCACCUGGCCGUGGUGCGCAGCCUGCUGCAGCGCGGCGCGUCCGUGAACCGCACGACGCGCACCAACUCCACGCCGCUGCGUGCCGCCUGCUUCGACGGCCACCUGGAUGUGGUGCGCUACCUGGUGGGUGAGCACCAGGCCGACCUGGAGGUGGCCAACCGCCACGGCCACACGUGCCUCAUGAUCUCGUGCUACAAGGGCCACCGCGAGAUCGCGCGCUACCUGCUGGAGCAAGGCGCGCAGGUGAACCGGCGCAGCGCCAAGGGCAACACGGCCCUGCACGACUGCGCCGAGUCUGGCAGCCUGGAGAUCCUGCAGCUGCUGCUGGGCUGCCACGCGCGCAUGGAGCGUGACGGCUACGGCAUGACGCCGCUGCUGGCCGCCAGCGUCACGGGCCACACUAACAUCGUGGAGUACCUGAUCCAGGAGCAGCCGGGCCUGGGCGCGGACGGGCCGUGCGAUCUGCCCCCGCACGCCCCUGAGGAGGACCCCGAUGGCCGCGAGCCCUAUGAACGCUGCUGCCCCACCAGUAGGGAAGCGGCCGUGGAAGCUUUGGAGUUGCUGGGAGCCACCUACGUGGACAAGCAGCGCGACCUGCUGGGGGCCCUGAAGCACUGGCGUCGGGCCAUGGAGCUGAGGCACCAGGGUGGCCGGUACCUGCCCAAGCCCGAGCCGCAGCAGCUCGUCCUGGCCUACGACUAUUCCAGGGAGGUGACUACCGCCCAGGAGCUCGAAGCCCUCAUCACAGACCCCGACGAGAUGCGAAUGCAGGCCCUGCUGAUCCGAGAGCGCAUCCUGGGCCCGUCGCACCCCGACACCUCCUAUUACAUUCGGUACCGAGGUGCCGUUUACGCCGACUCCGGCAACUUCGAGCGCUGCAUCCGCCUGUGGAAGUACGCCCUGGACAUGCAGCAGAGCAACCUGGAGCCCCUGAGCCCCAUGACCGCCAGCAGUUUCCUGUCCUUCGCUGAACUCUUCUCCUAUGUGCUGCAGGACCGCGCCGCCAAGGGCAACUUGGGCGUGCAGAUCGGUUUCCCGGACCUCAUGGGCGUCCUCAGCAAAGGGGUGCGGGAAGUGGAGCGGGCCCUGCAGCUGCCUAAAGAGCCGGGCGACUCGGCGCAGUUCACCAAGGCGCUCGCCAUCAUCCUGCACCUGCUCUACCUGCUGGAGAAAGUGGAGAGAAGUCCUAGCCAGGAGCACCUCAUGCACCAGACGGUCUACCGCCUGCUCAAGUGCGCCCCGCGGGGCAAGAAUGGAUUCACUCCGCUACAUAUGGCUGUGGACAAGGAGACUACCAACGUGGGCCGCUACCGCGUGGGGGUCUUCCCCUCCCUGCACGUGGUCAAAGUGCUGUUGGACUGCGGGGCUGACCCCGACAGCCGCGACUUUGACAACAACACGCCGCUACACAUCGCUGCCCGGAACAACUGCCCAGCCAUCAUGAACGCCCUGAUCGAAGCUGGGGCCCACAUAGACGCCACCAACGCCUUCAAGAAGACAGCCUACGAGUUGCUGGAUGAGAAGCUACCAGCCAAGAGCACCAUGCAGCCGUUCAACUACCUGACCCUGCAGUGCCUUGCCGCCCGCGCCCUGGACAAGAACAAGAUCCCCUACAAGGGCGUCAUCCCCGAGGAGCUGGAGGCCUUCAUUGAGCUGCACUGAGCCGUGGGAGCCUCCGUAGAAGUGGAGGUGGGCCUCUCAAGACCUGAAGUGGAAGGGUUCCCACCUCCAUCCUAUCUGCCUACGCCAAGGGUAUUGAAAUGAGCCAGCUGUGGGUUCUGCGUCCCUUCAGGAAGAUGGUCUCCCUUCAGGGCACUGGGAGGAGGAUCCAGCCCCUCGCCCCACUCAUCCGCCUGGGACUGGGGAGGUGCUUUGCCUUCUUAGCCAGAGGCAGCAGGACCCCGCUGACAGCCUUACAUUAGUGCUGGAAAUGGAGGAAGAGCCUGCGAAUGGUGUCCAGCAGUGUGAAGAUAGGGUCAGGAGUUGAAGGUCAAGGAGCCUUACCAACUGUCCCUCCCACACGGUGGUGCUCCAGGCUCCCAAUGCAGUAGGAGUCAAGUCGGGUCCUUGCAUGGCUUGCACUUGGUUUCGUGUUUACUUAUCGAGCAGGUGGCAAGCGUUGCACAGAAGUUCUGAGAUUUUGCCGCCUUAUUUUUUUUUUUUUUUUUUGUUAAUUAUGUUUGUUGCACUGAGUAAAUUAAUUUGAAGCCGUGGGGAUUUUGCGGUAGCCAAAGCCAUCCAUCAGGUGAGCUCUGCUCAGGUGGAAGCCCUGACAUUGGGAAGGUCUUGCUGUGCUGUUUACAUGCCCUGCAGCUCCCGUCUGUGUGAAAGAGAACUGUUCCAGUAAGGCCAUUGGCCACCACAGCCUGCAGGUCCCAUGCAGCCUUCCAUGCCAGUGAGGGCUAUGGCCACCUUUACCAGCUCUGAAGGCCUGUUCCCAGUCAUGUCAUGACAGAGGCCCAUGAGACUCAAACCAGCUGGGCCCGACAAGGGUGAAGAGGAGCACUUGUCCAUGGCUGGGAGCACAGGUCAGCCAUAGAGUGCCAGCCCAACCUGAGGUCCUCCAUUCUUUCCCAGCACCAAAAAAUCAAACCAAAACCUAGUUGCCAGGUGCUCCCACACUAUUCCCACCACUCAGGGUAUGCGAACCCUAACACUGAAUUGUGUCCCAGAGAGACAUUGUUUGAAUGUCCUGGCAGGAAGAACGGAUUCUGGACCCAUCGGAACCAGCUGUCCCCAAGUGGGCAGAAGGCCAAGUCACAUCCCUCCUGCAGCUGUCAGAAGCCACAGUGGGCACCCGGGUGACCGCCCCACGGAGGACACUAGGUGUGAGUUUGCAGUGUUAGUUAGGGAAUAUUCUAACUUUCAAGACAAGCCUUGGGCUUCUUGGGAGGGGCCUCCAGCCUCACUACCCCAAGGCCUAGAGCAAAGAAACAAGGUGGAUUCCAUUGUGAAUCCCAGCACUGAUUUAUGACAUUAAAAGGCAAGUAUGUGACAAGCA
This is a messenger RNA of Jaculus jaculus (lesser Egyptian jerboa), 3383 nucleotides long. RefSeq names its product fem-1 homolog A (gene Fem1a). NCBI's taxonomy places the organism in Eukaryota, Metazoa, Chordata, Mammalia, Rodentia, Dipodidae. Bases 101 to 2044 code for a protein of 647 amino acids. Gene Ontology annotation, molecular function: protein binding. The transcript has a single exon. The record is from RefSeq and is a predicted model, not a curated record.